AAAAAAAAAACCAAAAAAAAAAAAAAACCCAAACAUUUUCCAUUCCUCCAUACACAAUACAAAAACAAACAGCCCCCCAUUGCCCUAGUUUAUCCAUCUCCUCCAAGGCAAUGGCACUCGAUAACUGUAUACAACUAAGCACCGCCGCCGCCAUGUGUGCCACCACUUCCAGACCCAAAUCUCACCUUUUCCCUUCAAAUUUUCCCCAAAAAACAUCCUUCUCCAACAAAUUACCCACUCUCCGACUCAGAUUCUCCACCCCUUCUUCCUCCACUUUCAGAAAAUCCUUCUCCGUCACGUGCCAAGCUCGUGGAGCCGUUGACGACGUGAAAGAAGUGACAGAGUCGAGUUGGAACAAUUUGGUGGUGGAGAGUCAAAAGGCUGUGUUGGUGGAAUUUUGGGCGCCGUGGUGUGGACCUUGUAAGAUUAUUGAGCCUGUGAUUAAGGAAUUAGCGGCGGAAUAUGCUGGGAAGAUUGUGUGUUUGAAGCUUAAUACAGAUGUUAGCCCAAAUGUGGCUUCGAAAUAUGGGAUUAGAAGCAUUCCCACGGUUCUGUUUUUCAAAAAUGGAGAGAAGAGAGAAAGUGUUAUUGGAGCUGUGCCUAAAUCUACCUUGGCUGCUACCAUUGAUAAGUAUGUUGAGGUUUGAUUUUGAAGAAUCCCCAUUAUCAAAUUUCACCAGAUAUCUUCCAAUCUUCUUCUUUCUUGUAUAUGUAUAUCAACAUGUGUAAAAAUGGGAGAACUUUUGUCAAUCUCUUCUUUGAUUCUGUUGUAAUGACAACUUUCUUUUUCUACUUUAUGUACUUCAUUCAUUUU
Molecule: messenger RNA, 814 nt
Organism: Benincasa hispida (wax gourd)
Lineage: Eukaryota; Viridiplantae; Streptophyta; Magnoliopsida; Cucurbitales; Cucurbitaceae
Product: thioredoxin-like
Cellular component (GO): cytoplasm
Molecular function (GO): protein-disulfide reductase activity
Source: RefSeq, a predicted model, not a curated record